AUGGCGGCGGUCGCGGAGCAGCAUGCUCCCGCGGAGCUUGAGGAGCAGGAGAUGAUGGAGGAGGAGGAGCACGGGGCGGAGAUGGCGACCCCCAUCGCGCGUCUCCAGGACUGCGGAGUGGCGGCGUCGGACGUCAAGAAGCUGAUCGAGGGAGGAAUGCACACUGUGGAGCGCGUCGCGCACGCCUCGCGCAAGGAGCUCAUGGCCGUCAAGGGCAUCAGCGAGGCCAAGGCCCAGAAGCUCCACGAAGCCGCGUGGAAGAUGGUCCCGAUGGGGUUCACGCCGGCGACGAUCGUGCAGCAGCGCCGCGAGGCGCUGGUCACCAUCAGCACUGGCAGCAAGGCCCUCGACGACGCGCUCGAGGGCGGCAUCGAGACCGGCUCGAUCACGGAAAUCUACGGAGAGUUCCGGUGCGGCAAGACGCAGCUGUGCCACACGCUGUGCGUGUACGCGCAGAUGUCGAUCGAGUCCGGCGGCGCGGAGGGCAAGGUCCUGUACAUUGACACCGAGGGCACCUUCCGCCCGAACCGCGUCGCGCAGAUCGCCGAGCACGUCGGCAUGAGCCCGCAGGACGUCCUCGACAACGUGGCCUACGCGCGGGCGCACAACACGGACCACCAGAUGGACCUCCUCGGCGCGGCGGCGUCGAUGAUGGCCGACACGCGCUUUGCGCUGAUCGUGGUCGACAGCGCGACGUCGCUGUACCGCUCGGAGUUCAACGGGCGCGGGGAGCUGUCCGCGCGGCAGGUGCACCUCAACCGGUUCCUGCGCGGGCUGAUGCGCCUGGCGACGGAGUUCUCGGUGGCGGUGGUGGUGACCAACCAGGUGGUGGCGAACCCGGACGGGGGCGCGGCGGCGAUGUUCGCGGGCCCGCAGAUGAAGCCGAUCGGGGGCAACAUCAUGGCGCACGCGUCGACCACGCGGCUGUGGCUCCGGAAGGCCAAGGGCGACAACCGCAAGUGCACCAUCGUGGCCAGCCCGCACCUCCCGGAGCGCGACGCGAUGUUCGGGAUCGGGCCGCAGGGGAUCAAGGAGGCGGACGACUGA
Molecule: messenger RNA, 1047 nt
Organism: Pedinophyceae sp. YPF-701
Lineage: Eukaryota; Viridiplantae; Chlorophyta; Pedinophyceae
Source: the annotation of a GenBank genome assembly